GUUGCCUCAUCGCUCGGACGAUUCAAGUGAGUCUGGGUCCGACUCCGCAAGUGAAGGCGGCAAUCCCCUCAAUGGAGGAGGAGGCGGCUCAACAACGACGACAUCGGUAGCCGGCGAUCUGCAUCUUGCGUCAGAGCGCCUCUUGCAGUCUGGAGUAGCAUCUUCAGUGGAUCCUCACAAUGGCG
Molecule: messenger RNA, 185 nt
Organism: Amoebophrya sp. A25
Lineage: Eukaryota; Dinophyceae; Syndiniales; Amoebophryaceae
Source: the annotation of a GenBank genome assembly